AUGGCACGUGCUUCCCUGCCUGAACUUUCCCAAAUCAUCAAACUUGAACCAGAAAAAGAGCCUUGGUGUGCUGGUUACGCACCGUCCCAGGGUCGACGCUGCCAUUACCGGACGAACGGCCCUGGCCGCAGCUGCGCCAUGCAUCUUCUGAGCCAAGGCACUCAAGCGCUUCGUGCUGGGCAGAGUAUCGAGGAUAUACUUGAAGAUCUCGCUCCUCAUGUCCUAUGCAAAAGAUUCCAUCAAUCCCAGGCCUCUGAUCUCGCCACUCGUUGGAAGAAUCAAGUUCGCUCCUUCCUACGCUCUCAAUCUCCUAUCACGUCGCCCAGGAGACAGUCCAGAGAUGCUCUCGUCUCAGAAUCAUUGAAUGCUCGCCGACAAACUUCGGAGGAGCGAUGUUUGAGGUUGGAGAAGGAGAUCUUUGAAAUGCAAAGAAUGCUUGCACGCCUUCAAGAUGCUCAUCACGAUUCGGCUGUGCCUAAUAACGCCCGGCACAAUGCCACCGUACUUACUCCUACUCCCAGCACCAAUGCUGGUAACACCCUCGAUGCAAACUACCAAGGCCCAAGAGCCAGCUCAACUGGUCACGCAGAUCAGAUACCACGGGAGAGAGGAAUACUACCGCCGGUUUCAAGACAGCAAAGUACCAAUACGACAAGAACUCAAGCUGUACGGCAUACAGGAUCAAUCAGUUGGAUUCGGAGUAGAGAUGUCAUAGCCCAGUCAAUCUCCAUACAAGUGGUGACCAAUACAACAGCGACGGAAGCAGCACGUCCACAAGCAUCUGUUCGGAUGUCAAAUUUUGAAUCUGGCAGAACGACACCGCCACAUGUCCAUUCUAGUAGCCCUCCUCCUAGGCCCGUUCAAAGAAGAACUGAACAAGCGGUUGCUUCUGUCGCUCGCCCUCCUAUCGCUCCUCGUCGGACUGUUGAAGGAGAUUGUGGAAUUUGUCUGCAUACGCUUCACGAGGCCACCGACGAUACCAGUGUCGCAGGAGAUGACACGGACGAUGAAGACGAGCACAAUGGGGAUGAGGAGGAAAGAUACGAAGAUCUCGUGUGGUGCAAAGCUCAGUGUGGAGUCAAUUUCCACAAAACGUGCAUGGAUCAGUGGUUGGAAAGAGCUCCGACGUGUCCUACAUGCCGGAGAGCCUGGAGGAGAUAA
Messenger RNA from Penicillium egyptiacum, 1161 nucleotides. The record is from the annotation of a GenBank genome assembly. Lineage: Eukaryota; Fungi; Ascomycota; Eurotiomycetes; Eurotiales; Aspergillaceae.